AUGAGUCGGAUUGAGCGAAUUCUAUACAUUUCUUUUAUAGGAAUUUUAUUUGUUGUUUUAUUUAUUUAUUAUAAUUUUAUUUUAUUUCUAGUCUGGAUCAUCGUGAUAGAUUUUCACUCAUUGGGUUUGAGGGUCGUUUCCUUGUCGCUAAAUAGCUACAGACAGUUGCGCGAAGAAGCUGCUUCUGAUAGGAUGGUCGAGAUCGAUAGUGAAACAAGUUUCCAUUUGCUCCCAAAAUCUAAACAAGUUUUAAAUAUCGCCGUGCAAGUUUUGUUAGUUUUAAUCGAUUUGAUCAAGGUUGUUAUUGUUGGACUACCGAUAUUGGUCCGAGAAUUCAUCAACGUGGUUAUUCCCAAAAAACUCAAAAAUGUUUCCGGGCAGCUUGCGUUGGUCACCGGUGGCGGUAAUGGGCUAGGCAGAGAGAUAGCUUUACUGUUAGCAGAUAAGGGAUGCAACAUUGUUGUCGUGGAUAUCGAUAUGCGAUCAGCGGAAAGAACCUGUGACGAGCUACGCAGUAAAAACGUGAAAGCCUUCGCUUACCAAGUUGAUGUGUCGUCCUUCGGUGAAGUUCAAGCCCUGUUCAGCAAGGUGUAUGGCGAUAUCGGUCCUGUCGAUAUCCUGAUCAACAAUGCAGGGCUUAUUCAUUUCACUUUUCUGCAGGAUAGCAGUGAGGAUGAUAUUAACAAGCUCAUUGAUGUUAAUGUGAAAUCGUACAUUUGGACCACAAAAGUUGCCCUGACUAAGAUGAUGGAACAAAAGCGAGGACACAUAGUAGCCAUUUCGUCGAUUUGCGGUAUCUAUCCACAUCCCUGGGCUGUCGUGUAUACCGCAUCAAAGCAUGCCGUGAACGGUCUCAUGGGAGCACUACAUGAGCAAUUGCGUCUUCAAGGAUACGCUGACCACAUCCGGACGACCUGUGUGUGUCCGUACUACAUUGCCACGCGUCAAGAUGUUGUGGACUUUUUGAAGAAACCCCGGUUCAAGUUGUUAACAACUGCUUAUACGGCGCGAGUUAUUGUUGACGGAAUCCUACGAAACGAGCAUAACGUUGCUGUUCCACCGUUUUUCGACCUAGGGAUUAAAUUGAUGCACUUAUUUCCCAUGAAAAUCCAACACCUGGUACGAGAUUAUAUUGUAAGAGAGUACGAACUAAAUUCAAUGUGACCACUAAAUUCAAUGUUUGUUAGCACAAACUAACGAGCACCUUAAUUGUGAAAAAGAGGCAACGAUAUCCGGAGGGCCGUAAAUCAGUAGAACAAAUCGAAUUCACAUAUAAAAAUUAAGAUAGCUGAUAGCUGAGGUGAUAGUAAGUAAGGCAGCAGUUCGCUGGAUUCCUCAGCACACCGGUAGCAGUCAACCGUACAGGAUGACACAGAUAUGUCGGCACUAUUUGAUUUUAAGGUUAGGGUUACCGUGACAGGCGGCGCGCCCUCACUGCGUACUUAAAUACGUUUACCUCUAUAAUGAUGACAAUAAUAGGCACCGCACCGUGCAAGAUGUACAGAUAAUUGACGUCAGAUAUGAGGUGCCUUCUGUUUGAAAAUUACCUCCGAUGUAAUAUUUGAUGUUGUCACAGCAAUACAAACAUAUAGGUUGUUCGUUGAUAUCCGCAUUUGUGCAAGUUUGAUAUUAAAAUAUUGUAUGAAUUUAUGACUGAAACGUCGUGGAAAAAAGUUAUACAGCCUUAGUUAGGUUAGUUUCUGGGUUCCCAAUGGAAAACGACAUAAGAAUUCAGAUUACAUUCGUUCGAAAAAGCGAUUCGUCAUAAUACAUAAUAUGGCUGAUGAUCAGCUAGAGUAGAUGAUCCUAAGGCCAGCGGCGUGCUGUUAGCCCGAUUGACCCCCGUCAACCUCAAGAAAGAGCUGAAAUCUUGAUUUGCUUUAUAAAAUAUGUGAGGAUAGAUCAUAAAAUAAGUCAGGAUAUGCGUGCCAUUUCCACAUAUAUAUUAAA
Topomyia yanbarensis is the source of this 1950-nucleotide messenger RNA. RefSeq names its product 17-beta-hydroxysteroid dehydrogenase 13-like. The record is from RefSeq and is a predicted model, not a curated record. The transcript has 8 exons. NCBI's taxonomy places the organism in Eukaryota, Metazoa, Arthropoda, Insecta, Diptera, Culicidae. The coding region runs from base 1 to 1164 and encodes 387 amino acids. Gene Ontology annotation, molecular function: oxidoreductase activity, acting on the CH-OH group of donors, NAD or NADP as acceptor. Gene Ontology annotation, cellular component: lipid droplet.